AUGCCGAUGCCGAUGCCGAUGUCGACGCCAAUACCGAUGACACCGACACAGGCGGCCUUCCAGCGAGCCAAACUGUCGGCGUCGACGAUCAACGUGCGACACGUCGAUCCAGAGGACGUAUACGACGAUCGCGAGAGCUACAACGACGACGGCAGCAGCCGGUCGCAGUCGCAGCAGUCGGAGCACAGCAGCCGACAGGGCUUUUUUGCACAGCAGCACCAGCAAGCAGCGGCAGCGUACCGGGCGUCACGUGAGCGACUGGCGAUGGCAUCGGCGUCGACGUCGACAGCCACGUCGUAUUCGGCUGGUGGGUCGGUUCGGCAGAUCUCCAACACGUCGACCAACACGUCGGCAACAGUGUCGGGAUCAGAGAACUGGGAGACGUACGACGACGACAACUCGGAGCCAGAACCGGACGUGUCGGAGGAAUACUACGCGCGCAUGCGGGCGGCUCGUGGCAAGCGGCUGUCGGACGAUUACGAGCUGGACAGCCGGCAGACGAUGCCGUCGAUGGCUGGGAGCAGUGGAGCCGGUGCUGCCAGCAGCGGAGGCGAUGCAAGUGGUGGCGGCAGCAUGGCCAAGCGCGUCCGGGGCAUUCCUCCGGCCGGCGGCCUCGACGCGACGCGGCGAGAGGGAUUGGAAGAAUCCUUGCCAGUGACCAUCUACACGACGGCGACGCCAGACGCACAGCACGCGGCGGCAGCGGCCGCAGCGCUGCAGGGCGCGGCGCUGGCCUUUAGCCACGGGGUGCGACGAGCGGCAGCGACGCCGCCAGACCUGCCGCCGCGGCCGGCACCACCACCAGCACGACAGCAGCGACACGACAGCCACAGCCGGAGCAGCCGCAGCCGGUCCGGCAGCACCGGGCGGGAGCAGGACGGGCCUUCGCUGUCGCUGUCACCGGAACGGCAUGACCGGUCAGCAUCGUUUCUGGCGGCCAAGCUGGCGGCCAGCCGAUCAGUCACGACCGGAACGAAUCUAGGCGACAUAGGUCAGACCCGGGCGGCCCUGGGCAGUCCUGCCGGCAGCUCGGCCGCAGCACUGCUGGCGUCGGGAGCAGCUGGCGACGCGGAGAGGCGCAGGACGGCGGCAGCAGCAACGGCCGAGCGAGCCGAGAAGACGGGCGAGAAGACGGCAGGACAGGCAGCAACAGCAGCAGCAGAGAAGGCAAAAAGGGAGAGGAUAGAUCGGGUGAAACGAAAACCACUGCCAUGUCCUCGGGCAGAAUCGUUGGACCGCUACAACGUCUCGCGAGUCAAGUCCUCCAGCCAAUCUGCCAGCCAAUCGACCAUCAGUUUGACGCUCUCGGCUCCCGACAUUACGACUCCCACUACAGCCAUCCCGUCGACCUCGACGCUGAUCCACAGGUUGGAGGCCAGCGACGACGGCAACACCAACACGCACAACACGCACAACAAGUCUACGCCGCCACCACUGCCGCCACGACAGCCGGCGCGACCAUCGACGGCAGUGAUCUCGGCCGCCAUACAGCAACGAGACGGCGUGCAGCUCCAGUCGUCGCGGCUGCCAGCCAGCAGUCCGUCGUCAUCGUCGUCCUUCUCGACGUCGUCGUCGGCCCUCGACAACCUGGCCAGUGCCAUUGUGGCCGGAUCGGUGGCCACGGCCCGCCAUCCGGUCACGCCGUCCACACGCACGACGUCGACUUCGCCGCGGCCACCGCCACCGCGGCCACCACCACCGCGAGGGUCGUUCUCGCGCGACAUCCGGCUCACAGCAACCCGCACCGGCGGCUCCACAAGCACGACAGCAGCCACGUCAGCCAUGCCGCAGACGCUGCGGCCGGAGCGGUCGCACUCGGACACGGAGGACAGCCGGCAAGAGCGCGACCGACGCGGACGACUGCUGCCGCUGCACCACCACCACCACCUCCACCGGCCACCGGUGCCGCUGGUAGGCGGCGGCAAGCACAAGCACAAGCACCAUGAGGGAUCGCGGCGACGAUGGCGCGAGCAGAUCACGGAGCGGCAGCGACGACGAUACGAGGCGCUGUGGGCGAGCAACCGGGGACUACAAGGGUUUGAUGCCAGUAGCAGCAGCCCGCUGCAAGACCAGGACCAGCAUCCGGACGACGUGCCCAACGUGGUGGUGCGCGACCUGUGGCAACGCAGCCGGCUGCCGGCCGACGAGCUGGCCGAGGUGUGGGAUCUGGUGGAUCGCAACGGAGACGGCCGGCUGGCCAAGGAAGAGUUUGUGGUCGGCCUGUGGCUGAUCGACCAGCGGCUGCGCGGCCGCAAGAUCCCGCCACGUGUGAGCGACAGCGUCUGGGGCAGCACGCGGGGGAUGAAGCCGACGGUGAAUCCGGGGAAGAAGUAG
This is a messenger RNA of Grosmannia clavigera kw1407, 2334 nucleotides long. Its product is annotated as calcium-binding ef-hand rDNA silencing protein. The coding region runs from base 1 to 2334 and encodes 777 amino acids. Lineage: Eukaryota; Fungi; Ascomycota; Sordariomycetes; Ophiostomatales; Ophiostomataceae. The record is from RefSeq and is a predicted model, not a curated record. The transcript is spliced from 3 exons. Gene Ontology annotation, molecular function: protein binding; calcium ion binding.